AUCCAGCAAUAUGCCGAGAGGAAGUUGCAUAACGUCUGUACCUAUCGCUGUUCUGCUCCUCUCCAGCACACACCAAGCAAUACCGUAAGACUGGCCUGAUCGACGGCACGAGCUCUUUCAACAUAUCCGGCAGUCGAGCACGUGGGCAACAAACUCAUUCUAUACCGCAACCUUCACCACGAAUUGAAAGACUUCAAACGAUUCCAACCAUGGCGGCCUCAAUAGAACGCCUCUCUCUCACUAAGAAACGCCGUCUCUCCACCUCUGCGGACAUGCAACUCGCCAUCGCCCAACCCGGCUCCAUCAAGAUCAACGUAACAGGUGCCUACAUUAUUGACCACGAAGACGACGACGCAUCUCCGGAACGGUCACCAAUCAGCGCCGUUUCCGACAGUCCUCCCGAAGACGCACCAUUCCAACACCACAAGCGCGACAUCCGGCUACCAAACCACACCUCCGUUGUCAGCCACGUAGCCGCAGACAUCGGCGGCUCCCUCGCAAAAGUCGUCUACUUUACCCGCGAGAAUGGGAACGCCGAGUCUGGCGGCCGUCUAUCCUUCCUCUCUUUCGAAACGGAAAAGAUCGACGAAUGCAUCGAAUACCUCCGGACGCUCCAAGUGAAACACCAGCAAUCCACGACCGAUGGCAAAAGUCCGACAACGCUCAGCAUCAUGGCAACUGGCGGCGGCGCCUUCAAAUUUUACGACCGUAUCCGGGCAAAACUCGGCGUGGAGGUCGAGCGGGAAGACGAAAUGGCAUGCCUCAUCCACGGCCUGGACUUCUUCAUCACCCAGAUUCCCAACGAAGUCUUUACCUACGAUGACUCAGACCCGGAGAAUGCCAUCGAAUUCCAGGAACCGAAAGGAGACGUCUACCCCUACUUGCUCGUCAACAUCGGCUCCGGCGUGUCGAUGAUCAAAGUCUCUGCUCCGUCUCAAUAUCAGCGUAUCGGCGGUACGUCCUUGGGAGGCGGUACAUUGUGGGGUUUGCUAAGCUUGUUGACCGGAGCGAGAAACUUUGACGACAUGUUGGCCAUGGCGGACAAAGGUGAUAAUAGUAAUGUGGAUUUACUGGUUGGAGACAUCUAUGGUGAAGGUACGGGGUAUGAGAAAAUUGGGCUGAGCGAGAAGACGAUUGCGAGUUCAUUUGGUAAAGUGCUGAAGAGGAAACGAGAAGCGGAACGAGUGGCGGAAGAUGGAGGAGGAUGCAGUAAUGGCGAAGAAGAACGAAGAGCCAAGUCGAGCCGGAUGGACUUCGAUGGCGAGGAUCGCAGCAACGGAGUUGUUGAUGCUGGAAGAAUGUUCAAACCGGAAGACAUUUCAAGAAGUCUCCUCUACGCCAUCAGCAACAACAUUGGACAAAUCGCAUAUCUGCAGUCGGAGAAACACGAUCUGAAACGAAUUUACUUUGGAGGAUCGUUCAUUCGCGGACAUCAGCAGACGAUUCACACGCUGAGUUUUGCGAUCAAGUUCUGGAGUAAAGGCUUGAAGCAGGCAUUCUUCCUGAGACAUGAGGGGUAUCUUGGUGCUGUGGGAGCAUUUGUGAAGAGGGAAGUAGGAGGGUGGGGAAGAAGGGGUAGUGUGGAGCCCGGAGAGGGAUCAUGA
This is a messenger RNA of Zymoseptoria tritici IPO323, 1604 nucleotides long. RefSeq lists its product as uncharacterized. Bases 210 to 1604 code for a protein of 464 amino acids. The transcript has a single exon. Gene Ontology annotation, biological process: coenzyme A biosynthetic process. Gene Ontology annotation, molecular function: ATP binding; pantothenate kinase activity. Gene Ontology annotation, cellular component: cytosol; nucleus. The record is from RefSeq and is a predicted model, not a curated record. Lineage: Eukaryota; Fungi; Ascomycota; Dothideomycetes; Mycosphaerellales; Mycosphaerellaceae.